GGACACUAUAAAAGCCGUGCGCAGGCGCCACCGCCCUCUCUUUGGAGCUGGGCGAGGUCCCGGAGCCGCCGCCAUGGGCCGCCGCCCGGCGCGAUGUUACAGGUACUGCAAGAACAAACCGUACCCCAAGUCCCGCUUCUGCCGGGGGGUUCCCGACCCCAAGAUUCGCAUCUUCGACCUGGGCCGCAAGAAGGCGAAGGUGGACGAGUUCCCGCUGUGUGGGCACAUGGUGUCGGAUGAGUACGAGCAGCUCAGCUCCGAAGCGCUGGAGGCCGCCCGCAUCUGCGCCAACAAGUACAUGGUGAAGAGCUGCGGGAAGGACGGGUUCCACAUCCGGGUGCGCCUGCACCCCUUCCACGUCAUCCGCAUCAACAAGAUGCUCUCGUGCGCGGGGGCCGACAGGCUGCAGACCGGGAUGCGCGGCGCCUUCGGGAAGCCGCAGGGGACGGUGGCGCGGGUGCACAUCGGCCAGGUCAUCAUGUCCAUCCGCACCAAGGCCCAGAACAAGGAGCACGUGGUGGAGGCCCUGCGCAGAGCCAAGUUCAAGUUCCCCGGGCGCCAGAAGAUCCACAUCUCCAAGAAGUGGGGCUUCACCAAGUUCAACGCCGACGCCUUCGAGGAGAUGGUGGCUCAGAAGCGCCUCAUCCCCGACGGCUGCGGGGUCAAGUACGUCCCGUGCCGGGGCCCCCUGGACCGCUGGCGGGCGCUGCACGCGGCCUGAACCCCGGCACCCCCAG
Messenger RNA from Neopsephotus bourkii (Bourke's parrot), 737 nucleotides. RefSeq names its product ribosomal protein L10 (gene RPL10). The transcript is spliced from 7 exons. Gene Ontology annotation, biological process: translation; ribosomal large subunit assembly. Lineage: Eukaryota; Metazoa; Chordata; Aves; Psittaciformes; Psittacidae. Gene Ontology annotation, cellular component: ribosome; cytosolic large ribosomal subunit. Bases 74 to 721 code for a protein of 215 amino acids. Gene Ontology annotation, molecular function: structural constituent of ribosome. The record is from RefSeq and is a predicted model, not a curated record.